GGAGAGAGGUCUGGCGAGUCUGGGCACACCACCACCGCCAUGGCCUACGGCGCGCUUCUUGCAUCGACGGUCUGCUUCGCGCCGCGGCCGCCACCUCUUUUCGCGGCGAGGCCGGCGCUGCGCGCUCGCGUCGUGGCGGGCACGCCUUAUGAGCAGCUCACCGUCGGCGUGGUGAAGGAGCGGAAGGAGCGCGAACGCAGGGUAGCGCAGUCGCCCGAGUCGGUGGCCCUGCUCGUGAAGAAGGGCUUUCGUGUGGUGGUGGAGCAGGGCGCAGGCGCGGACAGCCUAUUCGGUGACGACGCGUACGUCGAGGCUGGCGCCACAGUCGCAUCGCGGGAGGAGGCGUGGGGUGCUCACUUCGUCACGAAAAUCAAUCCGCCGACGCGCGAGGAGGCCAAGCUGGUCGGCGACCGCACGCUGCUCGCGCAAAUCAACCCGUCCAAGAACACGGAGCUGGUCGCGCAGCUCGCCGGUCAGGGCGCCACCGUCUUUGCCCUCGACAUGAUCCCGCGCCUGCUCUCGCGCGGGCAGACGUACGACACCCUCUCCUCGCAGACCAACAUCGCCGGCUACCGCGCGGUGGUUGAGGCCUCGCACGCCUUCGGCCGCUUCUUCGCCGGCCAGAUGACGGCCGCGGGCAAGGUUCCGCCCGCCAAGGUGCUCGUGCUCGGCUGCGGCGUCGCCGGCCUCGCGGCGGUGCAGACGGCCAAGAACCUCGGUGCGCUCGUCUCUGCGUACGACGUGCGUCCGGUGGUGCGCGAGCAGGUCGAGUCGCUCGGAGGCAGCUUCCUGAGCGUCGAGUACGAGGAGGACGGCGACGGCGGCGGCGGGUACGCGAAGGAGAUGAGCGACGGGUACAAGGCGGCCGAGCAGGCGAUGCUCACCGAGGCGGUCGCCGACGCCGACAUCGUCAUCACGACGGCGCUGAUCCCGAACCGGCCGGCGCCCACGCUCGUCAAGGCGGAGACGGUGGCGAGGAUGCGGCGCGGCUCGGUGAUCGUCGACCUCGCCGCGCAGAACGGCGGCAACGUGGAGGGCACCGUCAAGGACUCGGCGACGAGCACGCCGAACGGCGUGACAAUCCUGGGCUACACCGACCUCGAGUCGCGCCUGCCGACCACGAGCAGCAACUUGUUCGGGAACAACGUGGCCAAGUUCCUCCUCUCGGUCGGGCCUCAGACGACAGGCCGGCAGGGCGAGUACGAGAUCGACCUCGAGGACGACGCGGUGCAGGGCAUGCUGCUCGUGCAGGCCGGCGCGACGCGCGAGCCCGAGGCGUACGUCGCCCCCGCGCCGCCGCCGGCGCAGAAGGACGAGGCGGCGGCCGAGGCGCCGCCUCCCGAGUGGCGCAAGUACGCACGCGACGCGACCCGCCUCUCCGUCCUCGGGGGCUGCCUCCUCGCCGCCGGCCUCUCGCCCGACCCGAAGCUGGCGGCGAUGCUGACGACCUUCUCGCUCGCCGGCCUCGCCGGCUUCCAGGCCGUGCUCGGCGUGCCGCCCGCGCUGCACUCGCCGCUCAUGUCGGUCACCAACGCCAUCUCGGGCAUGACCGCCGUCGGAGGCAUCAUGCUCCUCCCCGCGCUGGCGGCGCGGCCACGCGGCGCGUCGCAGCUGCUCGGCGCCUUUGCGCUGCUCGUCUCGUCCGUCAACAUCGCGGGCGGCUUCCUCGUCACGAGGAAGAUGCUCGGCCUCUUCCGACGGCCGGACGACCCCAAGGCGCCUCUUCCGCCGCCAGCCCCGCUCGCUCGCGUCGCAGCAGCAGCAGCAGCAGAGUACUUUUCGCUGUACGGCGCGCCGACCGGCCUCUUCCUCGCCGGGCUCGCCGCCCUCAGCGCCACCGGCCGCACCGGCGGCGUCGGCGUCGCCGGCCUCGCGUCGGGCGUGCUCUGCAUCGCGGCGGUCGCCGGGCUGGGCAAGCAGAAGACGGCGCGGCUCGGCAACACCCUCGGCGUCGCCGGCGUCGCGUUCGGCGUCGCCUCGACCGUCUGCUCGCAGUGGCUCGCCGGGGCCACCGCCGCGGGGCUGGCCGGCGUGGGAGGCAUCGCCGCCGCCGGCGCCGGCUCCGGCCUCGCGAUCGCCUCGCGCGUCGGGCCGACCGAGCUGCCGCAGACCGUCGCCGGCUUCCACUCGCUCGUGGGCGCCGCCGCGGUCGCCACCGCUGUGGGCGAGUUUUUGCACCUCGCUCCGCUCGGCCUCCUCACGCCCGUCUCGAUCGGCGCGAUCGUCGCCGCAACCUACCUUGGCGCAAUCACAACAACGGGCGCGCGCUUCGCCGGGGAGGCGGGCCCCGCCCCUCCCCGCCGCCCAGCCCUCCCCGGCUCGCUCGUUGCAUUCGGCAAGCUCAACGGCGCCCUCGGCUCUGCGCCCGUCUCACUGCCCAAGCGCAACCUCGUCAACGCGCUGCUCAGCGCCGUCUCGCUCUGGGCGGCCGCGCGGAUGAUGCGCUCCCCAACCCUCGCCGUCGGCCGCGCGGCGCUCGCCGCGUGCACCGCCGCCUCGCUCUUCGUCGGCGCGCACGCCACCCUCGCCAUCGGCGGCGCCGACGUCCCCGUCGUCAUCACUUGCCUCAACUCGGCGUCGGGGUGGGCGCUCUGCGCCGAGGGCUUCAUGCUCUCGUCGACGCUGCUCACGACGGUCGGCGCGCUCAUCGGCUUUUCGGGCGCGCUCCUCACGCAGGACAUGUGCGUCGCGAUGAACCGCGACAUCGGCUCCGUGAAGAGCUACGCGCCGCACACCGAGACGAGUGCGGACGCGCUCGCCGAGCGGCUGCUGUCGGCCAAGAGCGUGGUCGUCGUGCCAGGGUACGGCCUCGCGGUGGCCAAGGCGCAGUACGCGGUCGCCGAGAUCGCGAGCAAGCUGCGCGCGCGCGGCGUCAAGGCGCAGUUCGCCAUCCACCCCGUCGCUGGCCGGAUGCCGGGCCAGCUCAACGUGCUGCUCGCCGAGGCGGGCGUGCCGUACGACAUCGUGCUCGAGAUGGAGGAGAUCAACGACGAGCUGCCGGAGACCGACGUCGUCCUCGUCAUCGGCGCGAGCGACACCGUCAACUCGGACGCGGAGGACGACCCCGGCUCGGCCAUCGCCGGCAUGCCCGUUAUUCGCGUGUGGGAGGCUGGCAAUGUCUGCGUGCUCAAGCGCUCCAUGGGCUCGGUCGGCUACGCGGGCUGCGACAACCCCGUCUUCUACAAUGAAAACACCGACAUGCUCCUCGGCGACGCAAAGGCCUCCUGCGACGCGCUCAACGCCGCACUCGCGUAGAAAGGUUGGGGCGCAGGGAGGGUAGAGGCAUGCGGCCCGCGAGUGGCGUGCCGCAGAGCGGCAGAGGUCUGGGAGGAGAUCGUUACGCGACGCCCGACGGUAUGGUAGCGGCGAGAGAGCGGAGAGAUACGGCGGCGGCCGCGACUACCGACUAGAGAUCCCGUCCUGGGCCUUCUGGGUUCUGUGCGACAAAAACUCGGUUUGACAC
Messenger RNA from Emiliania huxleyi CCMP1516, 3463 nucleotides. RefSeq names its product NAD(P)+ transhydrogenase/PNT. The coding region runs from base 40 to 3255 and encodes 1071 amino acids. The transcript is spliced from 13 exons. The record is from RefSeq and is a predicted model, not a curated record. Lineage: Eukaryota; Haptophyta; Isochrysidales; Noelaerhabdaceae. Gene Ontology annotation, cellular component: mitochondrial inner membrane. Gene Ontology annotation, molecular function: NADP binding; NAD binding. Gene Ontology annotation, biological process: proton transmembrane transport; NADPH regeneration.